Caenorhabditis elegans is the source of this 1300-nucleotide messenger RNA. It is a transcript of the gene fath-1, whose product is annotated as Fatty acid 2-hydroxylase. Gene Ontology annotation, biological process: lipid metabolic process. The transcript has 6 exons. The record is from RefSeq and is marked reviewed. Gene Ontology annotation, molecular function: fatty acid 2-hydroxylase activity. The coding region runs from base 9 to 959 and encodes 316 amino acids. Gene Ontology annotation, cellular component: endoplasmic reticulum membrane; membrane. NCBI's taxonomy places the organism in Eukaryota, Metazoa, Nematoda, Chromadorea, Rhabditida, Rhabditidae.
UGGAAAAUAUGGGGAUAGGAGCAGAUGAGAAGAAGCCGUUGCUAGUACAACUCGACGGGCAAUAUUAUGACAUUGCUGAUUUUGCGCCUAAACAUCCGGGAGGUGCCAAGGUUCUGAAUCGUUUGGCUGGAGAAGAAAUUGGAGAAUUUAUCAGAGGAGAAAAAAGGAUAAUGGGUGUACGUCAUGAGCACUCGGAAGCCGCUUAUAAUAUGCUCGAGAGAUAUAAUGUGAAUGCAAUUCAAAAAGGUGAUCCAUUGAUUGAGUCUAAAUCCGGAAUGCUUUUCAAAGUUGGAUCUCUUGGCUCUGAAUAUUGGCAUUGGAUUCAUCAACCAUAUGAUGGAACUUUAAGACUUUUCGAUUCGGAUGUGUUGGAAAGCAUGACAAGAACAGCUUGGUGGGUGGUCCCUGCUGUUUGGAUGCCGAUCGUCAUUACUUUUUCUAUCCUCUCAGUGCUCUCAUUUUCAACAUCCACCGAUGUUUAUAACUCGAUUCUCCUGUGGUCUGCCUGGUUCGUCAUUGGAGUUUUGACAUGGACUCUCACUGAAUACAGUCUUCAUCGAUGGGUUUUCCAUUGGAAGCCGUCUCCAGAUUCGCCGAAUCAGAUUCUUCUUCAUUUCUUGGCUCAUGGACUUCACCAUAAAACACCGAUGGACGGAGACCGCCUUGUGUUCCCUCCGGUUCCAGCUACUUUGAUUGUUGGAAUUUUCUAUUUAAUCUACUCCAAUACCUUCCAAUGGCCAGUGUUUUGCGCGUUUGGCGCUGGAAAGUUAUUUGGAUAUGUAACCUACGAUAUGGUACACUAUUAUUUACAUCACGGAAGUCCUCGUCCACGCAGCAAUUUACAUUUUAGAAAAGUAUAUCAUCAUAAUCACCACUUCAAAAACUUUGACGUCGGCUUCGGAAUUUCGACUUCUCUUUGGGAUUAUGUUUUCCACACACUCGGAAUGGGCCCAUUAUAAUAAUACAUAGAUGUUUUUUCGGAAAAUUUGUUGUUUAUUGAGUGAACUCUGCCUCACGUUUUUUAUCUCUAAGUCUCUUGUCCCGAUUCACUUUUCUCACGAUCCACUAUACCCGUUGUACAUAUAUAUUUAUCGAUUUACCUUUUCUUUUCUCGUACGCCAGAUUAGUUCAACUUGUUUUCACAUUUUAUCUAUAUAGAUCAGCUACUCAGCACGUGCCUAUUAUCCUCACUUCUUACCGGUUUCCAUCAAACAUUUUGUGAUAUUCCUUCUUGUUUUGUUUUCUUUCUGUUAUGCGUGAAAUUUGGAAUAAUUUUUAAAAAUAUCUAAUGAAAUCACCC